AAUAUGGGUGAAGCCGAGGAUGUAAUUAAAACAGGAAAUUAUGUGAUAGUGAAAAAACAAAAAUAUACCAAAAUAUAUAAGGUGUCAUUAAAUGGAAUUUUAAUGUUAGGAAAGGAUGAAGUAGAUAUGCAAGAAAUAAUUGGUAAACCCUAUUGGACAACUUUUGAAAUGGUCCCAUCAAAAAAUAAUAAACGAUCUUAUACGUUGAAGACUAUAAAAGAGGCAGAAUCUUGGAAUGAUUUAAAGAACACUUCAUCAAGUGGUUUAGACAAUCGUUGUAUCACCAAUGAUGGUACUUCUCAAAAAUUGUCAAAAGAAGAAAUUUUACAACUUCAAGAAUCUGGAAAAUCUGGCAAGGAGAUAGUUGGUACUCUUAUAGAAAAUAGUAAAUCUUUCUCUGCAAAAACAGAAUACUCUCAAGAAAAAUAUAUAAAGAAGAAAGAACAAAAAUAUUUUCGUUAUUUAAUAGUAUGUAAACCUACUAUAGUAUCCUUACAUGAAGUAUACUUUAGACAAGAUCAUACAAGAGUAGGAGGAUUGAGAAUGGAUGCUCUUUCUCAAUUGUUAUCAUAUAGUGAUGUUCAAUCUGAUGGUUUAUAUUUGUUAUAUGACAGUGGUUCACAAGGAUUACCUGGAGCUGCUAUGUUACAUAGAAUUGGCGCAAAUACUACAGGAUUAUUAAUAAAUAUGCAUCCUGGAAAUAUACCUCAGCUAGCUAUCAUUCAAGCUAUGAAUUUUCCCAAGGAACAGAUUGAAAGACAUAUAACAGUUAAUAUUUAUAGUUUUUUAAGAUUGCAUUAUCAAGGAGAAUCUUCAUUACUAAGUGAUAUAUCUAUUUCUAGAACAGUAUCUACUCCUACUACUUCUCAAUCUGAAAAUAAUGAAGUAUUAUUAAGUAGUAAUAAUGAUUGUGAACAAGAAACUAAAGUAGAAGAUAACACAAAAGUAUCAAAAAUUGGCCAAGCCAUAGAUAUUGAUAAGACUGAAACUACAAGCAAUGGAAUGUUCAAUAUAGAUACAAUUGAAGUGGAUACAAAUCUAACUUCAGAGAAUGUUACUAAUACAGAUGAAUCUAAACUUAUGAAUGAUAUAAAUAAAGGAGAAAAAGUAGAAAAUAGAAAAACUUUAAAACGCAAAUUAGAUGAUGUUAUUGAAACAGGACCUAUUAAAAAACCAAAAUGGUUAAUAGAGACACAAUAUGCAUUGGAUCUUUUGAAAGGUUCUAAAGCUCGAGGUUUAGUUAUUGUGGCAAAAGAACAUCCUUUAAAUAUCAUCAAGUCUUUGUUGCCUUUUCUUGGUGCAUCUAGACCAUUUGUAAUUUUUCAUGCUUAUAGAGAACCUUUACAGGAAACAUAUAUAGCUCUUAAACAAACACAAAAUGUGGUAAAUUUAAGAUUGUUUUCAAAUUUCUUACGUUCAUAUCAGAUAUUACCUGACAGGACACAUCCAGAUAUUUUAACAAGCGAUACAGGUGGUUAUAUUUUAACAGGAUAUUUAGUUGAAUAAUGAUAUUAGAAGAUUAUAAUUUAAUUUCUAUACAAAAUAAGGAAAUGCAUAUACAUACAUAAGGAAUAUAUAUAAAUAUAAAAUUUUUAAAAUGUUUUUAUGAUUUUUGUAUAAAAGAAAAGAAAAGUCAUAUAAAUACAUUUUAUACCAAUCAAAACAUAAAAACCUGUUUUUUUAUUUGUGAAAAAUAUUGAUUAAAUUUUUCUAAUUAACCAACAUAAGAAUGAAAUUAUUAUAUUUAUCAAAAUUUUAACCUAAAACUUUAAAUUUUUAUAAUUAAAACUCAUAUAAAGUACAUAUGCUUUCAAGAAUAUGUUACAAUACUUAUUCAAUGAUAGUAAAGUUCUUAGGUAACACUGUCUGCUGUAAAUGAAUAAUCGAAUAAGUCCAUAAGUCAAUUGCAUUCAGUGGAUUAAAAGGAAAUGAAAUCUCCAUAAUUCAUGAGAAACUUUUUUUGUAUUUAUACCAAGAAGAAGGUGAUACUCAUUAUUAUUAUUAUUACUUAUAUUAAGACCAAAAUCUAGUACGUCAAAAACGUAAUAAUUCUUUCUAUUUUUUAUUUAAUUAAAAUUUUCCAUACAAUUAAAAUAUUUGACUUUCAUUUGAUUUUCGUAUGAUUAAAGUAAAGCGUUCGAUCAGUCAGCUCAAACCUGUAUUUCUUUUUUCGCAUGACGAGACAAGUAAAAGGUGAUCAAAUGGCGGCGAAGAAUUUAAAUAUAUAUAAGAUUUAUAUUUUACAGUGUAUUCAUCCGUAUACAUAUAUAGAUAUUUACAUUCACAUAUAAUUUCUCUUAUUGAUUUAAAUACGCCCAUCUAAAUAUAAAUAUAAUAAAUAUUUAUGUAUGUUCUACUUUCCAUUG
Molecule: messenger RNA, 2366 nt
Organism: Vespula vulgaris
Lineage: Eukaryota; Metazoa; Arthropoda; Insecta; Hymenoptera; Vespidae
Gene: Trmt6
Product: tRNA (adenine(58)-N(1))-methyltransferase non-catalytic subunit trm6
Exons: 1
Coding region: 4-1506 (500 amino acids)
Biological process (GO): tRNA methylation
Cellular component (GO): tRNA (m1A) methyltransferase complex; nucleus
Source: RefSeq, a predicted model, not a curated record